AUGUUCACAGCUAGUAAUGCUGUUGUUGGGGCGCCUUCUGAUGUAUAUCAAUAUUCAGCGAAGCCGCAUAGUAAUUCCCACGCUGUCUCGUCAAAGCAACAAUUCACUCAUCGAAAAAUCGAUGCUAAGACAGACAAGCUUAAAACUAUUGCUUCACAACCUAGUAGAGCUGGAUCCGUUGGAUUAUCCAUAACACUAAAAGCCAUUUUGGGUACUCUUGUGCUUAUGGCGAUGGUCGCAGCGUGUGUAAUUCCAGUGCUCAUUAGUGUUCUUACCAGUUUCAGUACUACUACAACAACUACAACUACAACAACAACUACAACUAAAACUACAACUACAACAACAACUACAACUGCAACUACAACUACAACAACAACUACAACUACAACAACAACAGCCACAACUACAACAACAACGACCACUACUACAACAACAACAGCUACAACCACCACCACCACAACAUCAACAACGACGACAACGACGACGACCACCACCACGACUACACGAACAACUACAACGACUACGUCGACAACCACGACAACGACUACUUCGACAACCACAACAACGACAACAACAACGACAACGACAACCACAACGACGGUUCCGCCAUCUACACUGUGUACACCUGCUAGCACCAGUGGCGUUCUCUAUAGCAAUCAAUUUAUCUAUUCACCCACUAGCCUACGCUAUGCAGCUGGCAUGCUGAACAAUCAGUUUGGUGUAUAUGUUGCCUAUGGUUACAACAAUGUUACUUCCACAUCAAUAUGGACUGCCGGGCAAUCAUCAACACCAGCGGGUGCUUUUUUUGCUGCUCAAGGAGACAGAAACCUAGUUGUUUAUACAAGUAGCGGGGUACCGAUUUGGUCACCAAUGGUUAACAAUGGAGGUGUGGGUGCACCAUUUUGUCUAACAAUGGAAGCUAGUGGUAACCUUGUCUGGACAGAUAGUACAAGCACACUCAUUUGGCAAUCAAGUUCAUCCGGAUGA
Rotaria socialis is the source of this 987-nucleotide messenger RNA. Lineage: Eukaryota; Metazoa; Rotifera; Eurotatoria; Philodinida; Philodinidae. The record is from the annotation of a GenBank genome assembly.